Messenger RNA from Artibeus jamaicensis (Jamaican fruit-eating bat), 5088 nucleotides. RefSeq names its product 3-ketodihydrosphingosine reductase (gene KDSR). Gene Ontology annotation, biological process: sphingolipid biosynthetic process. The transcript is spliced from 10 exons. Gene Ontology annotation, molecular function: 3-dehydrosphinganine reductase activity. The coding region runs from base 117 to 1115 and encodes 332 amino acids. The record is from RefSeq and is a predicted model, not a curated record. Lineage: Eukaryota; Metazoa; Chordata; Mammalia; Chiroptera; Phyllostomidae. Gene Ontology annotation, cellular component: endoplasmic reticulum membrane.
UUCCCCUCGGCCACCGCCCCGCCCGGAACCCAAACACCGGCUCCUGCUGCGCGGCCGCGCGUGAUCGCCUGCGCCGCCGGCCCCCAGUCCCAGGCCCCGGCCAGGCCCGCCGAGCGAUGCUGCUGCUCGUGGCCACCUGCGUCGUGGCGUUCGUGCUGCUGCUGUACAUGCUGUCCCCGCUCAUCAGCCCCAAGCCCCUCGCGCUGCCCGGGGCGCAUGUGGUGGUCACUGGAGGCUCCAGCGGCAUUGGAAAGUGUAUCGCCAUCGAGUGCUACAAACAGGGAGCGUUCAUAACUCUGGUUGCCCGCAACGAGGACAGGCUGCUGCGGGCAAAGAAAGAAAUUGAAAAGCACUCUAUUAAUGAUAAACAGGUGGUGCUCUGUAUAUCAGUCGACGUUUCCCAAGACUACAGCCAAGUAGAAAAUGUCAUAAAGCAAGCACAGGAGAAACUGGGCCCGGUGGACAUGCUGGUGAACUGCGCCGGAAUGUCACUUGCAGGGAAAUUUGAAGAUCUUGAAGUUGGGACUUUUGAAAAACUAAUGAGCGUGAACUACCUGGGCAGCGUGUACGCCAGCCGAGCCGUCAUCACCACCAUGAAGGAGCGCCGGGUGGGCAGGAUCGUCUUUCUGUCCUCCCAGGCGGGACAGGUGGGACUUUUUGGCUUCACUGCCUACUCUCCAUCCAAGUUUGCCAUCAAGGGCUUGGCAGAAGCGCUGCAGAUGGAGGUGAAGCCCUACAAUGUCUACGUCACUGUCGCCUACCCGCCCGACACAGACACACCUGGGUUUGCAGAAGAAAACAAGACAAAGCCUUUGGAAACCCGCCUUAUUUCCGAGACCACGUCUAUUUGCCCACCAGAGCAAGUGGCCAAGCAGAUCGUCAAAGACGCUGUGCAAGGGAACUUUAAUAGCUCCAUUGGCUCAGACGGGUACAUGCUCUCAUCCCUCACCUGCGGAAUGGCUCCUGUCACUUCGAUCACCGAAGGGCUCCAGCAGGUGGUCACCAUGGGCCUUUUCCGCAUGCUGUCUUUGUUCUACCUGGGAAGUUUCGACAACAUAAUUCGUCGCUGCAUGAUAGAAAGAGCAAAAUAUGAAACCGCAGACAAAACUGCCUAACCCUCGGGAAGAAGGAGUGUUUCUAAAUCACGUGAGCAGCUUGCUGCUGCACGGGACCCAGUCUUUGGACCACAGACGCUUGUGUGUUGAUUUUGAAUAUGUCAGAUGGGACCAGCGGUCUCGGCAACCUGGCUGCACGCGAGGGGAUAGAAGUUCAAGUGCAGAGAAUGUUAUGAAUACUAUGCAAACAUGGACUAGGAGACCAUCUGGUUCUCUGGGAGGGGAAGUGAUGACGGUAGGAGGACUAAUAGGUAUGAGCAGGUCAGGAACGGGACUCCAGAGUGAUCCUUCACCUUUUUUCUAGUUGUUCUUUUCCCCGCUUAGAGGUCAAGCCCAGGGAUGGACUUGGACAUGUAAGACAUUGUGAGGACUUUUGAAACCUGCCAUGUAAGACGGUCUAUGGGUUUCUGGAGCCUUGUUUUUCCCCUCUUUAAUUUCACGUAUUUUAUUCAAGAUGAGUUUUUCAUGUUGCGGGUGACCCGAAUACCUAAUCAUGUCUCUGGUGCCCUGUGCGGCUUACUGGCGGAUGACUGUGGAUUCUCUUGCUCUUGGAGUUUCCAGAAAAUUCUGAGAGGAUGAGAGGUCGGUGCAGAGAAGGGAAAGGGGGUAAGGUGUUUCCCGGUGGGACAAACCAAGCUUUCUUGUCUUCUUUAAAUUCCAGUUACUAGGGCGCUUCUCAUUUUUCAUUACGGGGGGAAAAGCAGCCUCCUAAAAUGUUUUUUUUUUUUGAAGAGAAAUAAAAUCUUAGAAGCUUAAACGUUUACAGUUUCUUCACUAGCCGUGAUGAGCUGAGGUUUCAUUCCAUUAUAUCAAUAGUUUAUUAUCUCUUCCUUUCCAAGUUUGCUGAUACUAUUAUAACAUUUUUUGUUUAAAAAAAAAGACCAGUUAAAAAUUUUUCACUUGACUUUUUCAAUUCAUUGAUGAAUUGAUGAAAACAAACAAACAAACAAUUUAAGACGUGAGACAUUCUCCUCCCAGUGUAUAUGUAACUCUUAGGAAAGGCUGCUGAUGGCAUAUUUAAAUUUCACUCAUUAAGAGAAACAAGUUGGACAACAAGGCCGAUUUGGCAGAUAGUUGUUUUUGGAAUGAAACGACCACCGCGUUCUUUCUGUGAGUGAUUCUCCCACGGGCCUGGCCGGUUCUAGAGUGUGAAAGAAGCGCCAUCAUCCCCCUCACAGCCCAGCUCUGGAACCCCGCGGCCCCGAGGGUGCUGUUUCUGGACGAUGAGCUCUGUUGCCCACGUGUGGGUCCCCACAGUAAGUGCCUGUGAUGAGUCCCAGCCAGCAAACCCGCUUCGUCCUGCCCCCGUGCACGGCCGUCAUGCUAGCGCCACGCCCCUCCUCACACGGUCAGAACACGUGUUUGGCAGCACCUUCCGGCCCACUCGGGCGAGACAGGCCACUGCUUCUGAAGAGGAAAGUUUUCAUAGUUAAAAAAAAAACUUUACAGAAGAUUGAAGACCUAAAAAUGAGAGCAAAGACUUUCUUUCCUCUUGAGUUUGUAAUCCUCUUCAUGUUAAAAUGACUUAAUUUUUGAAAAGUAAGACGUUUAAUGGCUUUAAUCCGUGGGGUCUUAUUGAUCAAAAGCUGAGAAUGGCCUGUUUAAGCCCUGUCCAUGGCAGGAGCGGUUACCAUUUGAUGUGUCUGUCGCUUGGGGUGAUCUCAGUGCGGUUGUGGGGGUGGGUCGAUGGCCCCCCUCACGUUGGGAGUCUCAACCUUUGGUCUCCAUCACCUGCAGACUCUGCGCAGUGUCGGAAAUGUAGUAAGAGCUGUACUUUCCUAAUUCACAGAAAACAGUUACAUUCCUCUCUGGAUCUUUCUCAAUUUUGUUCUUUUCUCAUGAAUGUUCCUUGAACGUUGGCACCUUCUGCUGCUCUGUGUGGAAAUCUGGUCCAAGAUGGUGUCUCAUGUAAUAAACGCACCUAAUUAACAGCAGUUAUUUCAAUAGUCAUUUCUCAGGGUGUCCUCCUACACAGGACUGUGACCACAGGUGGUCUGCUGCCCGGACGAGUGUAGGACCCUGAUCCAUGGUGGGAGGUGAUGUCCCCAGCCCAGCUGAAGCUCAGGCGUUCACGUGGAGACACGCUGUCAGGAAAGGGGCUUGUCACAGACAUCGCAGGGCCACGGCGCUUUACCCAAACAGCUGUGAAAAUCGAGGUGCUAUUUUUUCCUUUCUAAGUUUGGUGCUGUGAUACAUUUGAUAGCGAAAUGUGACCUGAGCUGACGUCAGAUCACUGCAGUUUUUGUUCCUGCUCCUGCCUGGACUGUGUGUCCGUUCCGCCUGAAGACCUGCCAGUGGGUUUGACCACAGGGGUGCCCCCCACCCCGAUCCUGCGGAAAUGUUCCCCACUCUCCCACCUGUGCCCCAUGUUACCUGUUCGAGACGCAGAUGUGAAUUCUGAAACACAUCUGGCCAGAAGCUGUUUGGGGAAAGGGGCUGUAGGCAUGUAAGCAGCAUCACACAGCGAUCCGACUUCACAAAAACAUGAGCAUAUCACAAGGCAAAUGCUAUGCAUAUUUUUGGCUUUGUUCCUUUGUACUUUUUUUUUAACACUGACUUUUUUUCCUAGGGGAAGGGAAAAAAAGCCCUGAGUCAGAUUGUCAGGGAAACUAUUGGCUUUUUUCUUUUAAAGGACCACAUGGAUUCAGCGCUUGCUGUUGUACGGAGAAGCGGAUGGGUCCUCCCUGUGGCAGGAGGAGUUUGAUUAUGAUUCUGGUGAGAUGCAGGUUCUGCGUGACCAGCAGUGGCUCACUGCGUGAGCUCCCGUUGUGAAGUGCCACUCUGCUGGCUGGGUGGUUCUGUUUCAUUAUAUUAUGUUCGCGAGGACAUUUAUUUUAAAACGUUUAACGUCAUUUGGCCUUAGAAAUUCCAAAAUGUGUAGGACCCUUCAUAAUUGAAAAAAGGGUAUUUAAAAAAUACUCAUUUCUUUUCAUAGAAACGAAGUCAAAGGAAUUGUUCUUUUCUAUAUUUUUUAAGUUUUCAUAGCUGAAAAGAGAAGACAUUAACAAUGGAUAGCCUCUUUACAUUAAUAACGUGCUGAGUUAAAAGUCUUUGUUCUGUUGCUAAAUGCUAUAUUGAAGUGAAGUUUUGUGAGACUGUUUCCAACAUGUAGAUGACAAAAGCAUUUUGGUAAUAGUUGCUUUGAUUCAAAUAAUUAUAGGGAUUCGUCUUUCUAGGAGAAAACAGUACUGUAAUAUUUUUUUUUACUGAACUAUAUCAUCAACAGAUUUAAUUUUAUUACAUCAUAUUCUAAUUUAAACUUGUCUUCUUUGAGGGCACUUAUUUAUACUUUUUGACUAAAGAUGCUUUGUAGCUUUCUUACAUCUUUUAGUUUCUGGUAACUCACCUUUAAAAGGUACCUGCUCAUCAUUAUCUUCUAUCUUCUGGACUGAAUCUCGUUUAGUGCUGUGAUAUCGUAUUUGGUAUUGUGCAAAGGAGAUACUAUUAUAUUUUACAUUUGCUCGAUGUCACAACUCUAUAAAGACUUUUUCAAGCCCAUAAGGGUGCACUUGGCUAUUUUGAUAUCUGAGAACUUGCGUUUGCUACUUUGGAAGCUUUUGUGGCAUAAUUGUAACCUAGUUUUCAUACCUUGUAUUUCUGAAUCACAGCAAAAAAUAAAUGGGGAAUAAGUUUUGCAAAUUUGAAAACUUACUUUUGUAGAAAUUAGUGUUUUUAAAGAGACACUUAAGCAAAACACAAGCAAACCUCUCCCAUCAGCUUUCCUAGCCUUCUGUCCUGACAGGGCUUGCCUUUCAUCAUUUUUUCAAUUAAGUACUUGGUAUGAUGAGCUCUGCUUCAAAUAUAUUAUGUGUUUGUGUGACUCUGGUGUGGGAUAUAUGAGUAAAACUGUAAGAAAUGCGGGAUUUCGUAAAACUUCUUCAGUGACUAUGUUUCCUACACAAAUUGCUUUCCCAUACUUUAAACCUUCACACUCUAAUAAUAAAGUAUCUCCAACACUGGAGGGUAUAAAAUA